ACCUUUGACUUUUCACGUUUGACAGCCUUUCAUUUUUUAAGCCAUCAGUUUAGUGUAAAUUAAGUAGGUACUUACUUAAAAUUAAAUUCAAAAUAAAAAUUAUUUCUUUAACAAUAUAGAAGAUUUUCAUUCCAACACACGAAAACAGAUUUUGUUUUCACGGAAGAUGUUUGACAAAGAUUUUACCAAAUAUGCAACGACGACAUAUGAUCCAAUAAAAAUAGGUUCAAUAGACGGUACUGACACUGCUCCUCAUGACCAUGGGAUUGUAAGAGCACUGAACUCUGAAUAUGUUCCGAAUAAAAAAGUUAAAGGUGAUCCCAAUCAUACUAUAUUUGUCGCCAGACUGAACCCGAGGACGACAGAGGAUACAAUAUAUUCAGAAUUUUCAAAAUUUGGAAAAGUGAUCAACUGCAGACUUGUGAAGGACAUAGUGACUGGAAAAUCAAAGCAGUAUGCUUUCGUAGAAUAUGAGAACUUGUCUAGUUUGGAUGGAGCUUUAAAGGAUAUGAACAAUGAAUAUUUAGAUAGUUUUGAGAUCAUAGUGGAGCGGGAAGCAGAAAGGCGUCUCAGAGGGUGGAGGCCGAGACGGCUCGGGGGAGGAUUCGGGGGUCGGAAGGAAUCUGGGCAGCUGAGAUUUGGAUGCAGAGAAAGACCCUUCAGAAAACCAAUAGUAAUUAAUCCUAAAAAUGUCAAAGUAGAACCUAAAUAG
Molecule: messenger RNA, 712 nt
Organism: Danaus plexippus (monarch butterfly)
Lineage: Eukaryota; Metazoa; Arthropoda; Insecta; Lepidoptera; Nymphalidae
Product: U11/U12 small nuclear ribonucleoprotein 35 kDa protein-like
Exons: 3
Coding region: 167-712 (181 amino acids)
Biological process (GO): mRNA splicing, via spliceosome
Cellular component (GO): precatalytic spliceosome; U12-type spliceosomal complex
Molecular function (GO): mRNA binding; snRNA binding
Source: RefSeq, a predicted model, not a curated record